AUGUCACAAACACAAGGAGGGCGAAAGGGUGUAAAGAUAAGGCCAAGGAGCCUUGGGUUUGGCAUGAGGUAUCGAGAGAAUCUCAUGAUUCUCUUAGACACCAUCCACCCCAACAUCAAGCAGGCCUUGAUCGAGCGUAUGGGGCCUGCCAGGGAGGAAUUCCGACAGGCCAACCCCCUCGAGUACAUGGUGGUCGAUUUCGAUGACGUGCAGUACUUCCUGAAAGCGUCGAGCGAGACUUUCACCAUCUACUGCUCGAUGCUCAACUUCGACAAGUACGAGAACUUCGGGGUGAAGCAGCUGUUGGAAGAGAAGUACAACAAGUACGACAUAGCGGUGUCGAUGACGAAGCAGCUGCAGCACGAUGCAUCAUACGAUUUUAGCCUGACCUUUGACUUGUCCACGGAUUAUGGUAGCGAGAACGAGGCAGUUUGCGACAGCCUUGCUCGGGUCAAGUACACCGUCCUCUCUGCUCCCUUCUUUGAUUACUUCGAAGCUGUGCGAGCUGGCAAUGCGCCCGAGGUCAGGAGGAUUCCCUACCGUGCUAGCGAGUCGAUCUACAUCAAGAAAGGAAAGGAGGAUCAGAUUAUCGUCGUCUUUAGCGUCACCUUUGAUGAGAAGAAGGACUGGUCGAUUGCCGAAGUCUUUCUCCGAGAAUUCUCUGAUGUACGAAGAGAGCCCUCGUUGCAGAAUGCUCCUGUCGCUUCCUUCUCACGAAACCCGCCGGGGGAGUUGGACGGCGUGAAGGUGGAGGAGGGAGAGGACGUUAUCUACAUCUCCUUCGUUCUCUUCAAGAAGCACUGGGACGGACCCAAAGCCGAGCAGAGCAUAGGAGCAGUCUUGAUGUUUCGAAACUACCUGCACUACCAUGUGAAGGCUAGCAAGACUUUCAUGCAUAUGAGGAUGAGGAAGACGGUCGACAGCUUGAUGGGAACUUUGAACCGGGCCAAGACUUCGGCAGAGGCUGCUGUGGAGAAGAAAACCUGGAGUGGAAGAUCGUUGAAUUGA
Guillardia theta CCMP2712 is the source of this 1008-nucleotide messenger RNA. RefSeq lists its product as hypothetical. The transcript is spliced from 2 exons. Gene Ontology annotation, cellular component: actin cytoskeleton; Arp2/3 protein complex. Gene Ontology annotation, molecular function: structural constituent of cytoskeleton; actin filament binding. The record is from RefSeq and is a predicted model, not a curated record. Gene Ontology annotation, biological process: Arp2/3 complex-mediated actin nucleation; actin filament polymerization. Bases 1 to 1008 code for a protein of 335 amino acids. NCBI's taxonomy places the organism in Eukaryota, Cryptophyceae, Pyrenomonadales, Geminigeraceae.